UGGGCUUAUGUAGCUGCCUGUCCCGACUUGGUUGUGUGCCCGCUGUCUGAACGCUGCAGUAACGUACAUGUAUCUAUCCACUGGUCUGGUACAGUCUUUAUUUUCCCUAUCAGCCGCAGUGGAGGACUCGCAGCUCGCUCUACAGAGCAGUCAGGAUCCUCCUGAGCUUUGAGAUCAGAGGUCAAAGAGCCAUGGGAACCAGGAGGGUGCUUGUGACUGGGUGCUCCACCGGCAUUGGCUUGGCUGUGGCUGCUCGGCUGGCCAAGGAUGAGCUCAGACGGUUUCAAGUGGUUGCCACAAUGAGGGAUCUUGGGAAACGUGGGCCCUUGGAGAAAGCGGCAGGUGACGCCUUAAACAAAACCCUGGAAAUCAAACAGUUAGAUGCCUGUUGUGAAGCCUCCAUCAGAGAGUGUGUCAGCAGCCUGCCGGACAGACGGGUGGAUGUUCUUGUGAACAAUGCUGGCGUCGGCAUGAUUGGACCACUGGAGUGCCAAAGUAUCGAUGCCAUGAAGGAGCUCUUUGACACAAACUUCUUUGGCCUGGCGCGGCUGGUGAAAGAGGUGCUGCCUGACAUGAAGCAGAGGCAGAGCGGCCAUAUCGUGGUGAUGAGCAGCGUCAUGGGAAUACAGGGGCUUCUGUUCAAUGACGUCUACUCAGCCUCUAAAUUUGCUGUGGAAGGAUUUUGUGAAAGUCUGGCAGUACAAGCAAUGAAGUUUAACAUCAAGACCACUCUAGUGGAACCUGGCCCUGUGGUGACAGAGUUUGAAAGGAAGGUGUAUGAGGACGCUGAGAAGAUGGAUCUAUCAGGGACAGACGAGGAGACUGCCAAAAUCUUCCGUGAGGUUUACCUGCCAUACUCUUUAAAGGUCUUCGCCUCAUUGGGCCAAACACCAGAGGAAGUGGCUGAGCAAACUGUCAAAGUGAUCACAGCCAAGGAGCCUCCUCUUCGCCACCAGACCAACCGCAUUUACAUGCCCAUGACAGCACUGAAGCAUGCCGAUCCAACUGGUCGGCUGCCUCUCGACACUUUCUAUAAGAUGAUUUUUAAACAUGACGCCGUGUUCAAUGCUACUCUUGGGGUGCUGCGCUUGCUGCAGAGGAGGGCAGGGAAGAAAUGAAGAUUGCACAGAUUUGAAAUGUUUUUCUUAAGGAGACAGUGACUGAUUCUGCUGAAACUUUUUAGAUAGUUUUUAAAUAUAAUAUCCAACUGUAAGGCAAGGACAUGCCAAAAACCAUAGGGUGUUAUCUGUAAAAAUCUCUAAAAAUAAAUGUUAAUUCUUGAUAUACUGUAAAUAUGCACAUAAUAUGUAUGCACCUUCUUUCUUGCUGAGAAAUCUUUUUUCCAAACUUUCCAAUAGUUUGAACAAGUGGAUACUGCACACUAAGGCCAGUGUGAAAUAAAAGCAGUCUUCCAUU
Messenger RNA from Centropristis striata (black sea bass), 1416 nucleotides. Its product is annotated as retinol dehydrogenase 8. The coding region runs from base 192 to 1118 and encodes 308 amino acids. Gene Ontology annotation, cellular component: cytoplasm. The record is from RefSeq and is a predicted model, not a curated record. Gene Ontology annotation, biological process: estrogen biosynthetic process. Lineage: Eukaryota; Metazoa; Chordata; Actinopteri; Perciformes; Serranidae. Gene Ontology annotation, molecular function: estradiol 17-beta-dehydrogenase [NAD(P)+] activity. The transcript is spliced from 7 exons.